GGACGCAGUGACGCUAAAGUAACCAAGGUCAAUUUCUGUUCACUCCUGAAGACUUCACUGGACAAUUUUUCGAACUCGAAGGAGUGUUUGAAAAAAGCGUUCAAAAUGUGUGGUCUUUCUCCUUGGGAUGUAAAUGAAGUUGAUUUCAGUAGACUGCCUGCAAAUGCAAAUAAAGUUCUUACGGAAAACACUGAGAGCGAUGCACAACAGGAGGCAGAGAAUUCAUCGGAUAGUGUUGAACCGGAGGAUGACCAGGAUGCAUUCAAGGUCCAACUGUAUUACUUUGAAAAGGGCCUCAGCGAGGAUCAACUAACAAGAUUCACAAUGGACUGGAAAAACGAUUAUUGGUAUGGCUCACUAGAUGAGUUGGGACUCUUCAACUACUGGAAGUCUCUGAAGGAUAAGUCUGAAGGUUUGAUGUUCACAGAACCUCUUCAGCAAUUUCAAAGUAUUACUCUGGAGUUAACGAUUGGAGAGGAUGGCUCUUGCACACCUAUUGUGCAACAAAAUGCUGUAGAAGAUGAAAUAAACGAUCCACAACCUGUUCAACCCAAUGACGACAUGAGCCAAGAUGAAGAAGCUGCAUCAAAUGAUCCGUUUGAAGGAAUUUUCAUUUGGCCAAAGGUCAACGAGCGAAAUGGAAAUGACAAACAGAGGAGAAAGGAACAUGUACCAUCAGUCGCAACCAGCAAUAGAUGGCGAAAAUGGUAUGAUAAAAAGGACGAAGAACGAAAACAAGAAGAGGAAGCAAAAGUAGCAAGGAUUGAAAAGCGGAAACUGGCUCGAAUUCAGAAGGAGGAAGAACAAAGCAUCAGAAAGAAGAAAAGAGAUGAGAAAAAGUUACAGAAGGAAAAACAACAGCAAGAAAAGGAAAACAACCCUCCUCGGCAGAAGAAGAAAAAGAGGACAUUGAUGCCUAAAUCGGGCUAAAUUGAAGUAAAAUUGAUUUUUCAUUAAAACAUAUCAUUGUGAAAAGAGAAAAGAUUUAACUUACAAGGAAGCAGACAGCUGAUUGUUAAAAAUGUAUGAGACUGAAUUCGGAAAAUAAACGUUUUUGUUUUUGAUUCUUUUUAAAUUACAUACCUACUUAUUAAUGAAAUUGCUUCUUUUGUUGUGAUUAAAUGGGUUUCACUGAUGCUGAUCAGAGAGUUAUGUCUGUUUGUCUAUGACCACAUUCUCUUCAAUGCGGUUGUUUUGUUCAAAUGUCUGUGUCUUAUAAAUUUGUUCGUUUUCAAUCUACAUAAUUAUUGAAGAAACUGUAUAUUUUACUGUGAUUAUGCGGGGUUCUUUAAUAUUUAACCUAAUUGUUAUGUCUGUUUGUUAAUGAGAGUAUCUCUUCAAUGCGGACAUUUGUUCAAAAGCCUGUUUCUUUAUUCAAAAUAAAAAGAAAUGCGUUGUAAGAGUUUCAGGAGUUUCAUCAUUUAAUUCUUAUAAGAGUGACCCAUUAUAUGUGACAGAUUGACCCAUAAUUGUUACGAACUUGAUUUUGACCCAUAAUAGUGGUUUUGGUUACCUUGGUUCUUUUGAGCUUUUCCGAACAAGUUUUGAAAAGAAUAUGAAUAUAUAUGUGGUUAAAA
Aedes aegypti (yellow fever mosquito) is the source of this 1577-nucleotide messenger RNA. RefSeq names its product DNA ligase 1. The transcript has 2 exons. Lineage: Eukaryota; Metazoa; Arthropoda; Insecta; Diptera; Culicidae. The record is from RefSeq and is a predicted model, not a curated record. Bases 106 to 930 code for a protein of 274 amino acids.